Molecule: messenger RNA, 3417 nt
Organism: Astyanax mexicanus (Mexican tetra)
Lineage: Eukaryota; Metazoa; Chordata; Actinopteri; Characiformes; Acestrorhamphidae
Gene: gpr61
Product: G protein-coupled receptor 61
Exons: 3
Coding region: 797-2155 (452 amino acids)
Biological process (GO): G protein-coupled receptor signaling pathway
Cellular component (GO): endosome; signaling receptor complex; plasma membrane
Molecular function (GO): G protein-coupled receptor activity
Source: RefSeq, a predicted model, not a curated record
AUGGUGUGUGUGCGUGUAUGUAUGUGUGUGUAUGAGAGAGAGAAAGAGAGAGAGAGAGAAAGAGUGCGCGCGCGUGUGUGUGAGAGGGAGAGCACAUGCUUAUGUGUGGGUGUGUGUGUGCGCGUGAAGGUGUGUGUGUAUGUGUGUGUGUGUGUGAAUGUAUGCAUGCAUAAGAGUGUGCGCGUGCUCGUUCCCAUCCAUCCGCUCGAGCAUCAUCAUCAUCAGUCUGACCACCUGGACCUGGAGCAGGGGAUCGGCGGAAUCAACCCUCCGGAGGCUGAGAAGAAGGUACGUCCUCCCCCGCUGACCGCCCACCCCCAUCACUACCACUACCGCCGCCCCCCACCCACCCCCUCCCAGCUCUUUCAUCAACCUGAGGCUCAGGAUCAGCUCGCGCGAGUGGUCCUCUCACUCCCUGCUCCAGGAGAGGCUCACCUGUUCCAGAAGGCUCUGCUCAGCAUUUGCACAGUCAUAGCCAGAUGCAGCGUCUGUGAUCAGAAGGUACUGGACGCUGAGUAGGAUGGAGCCUCGUCAAGCAUGGAGACAGAUGCAGAAGUUUGCUUGGAUAUGAGAAGUGUACGAGUUUAUGAGUGUAUGAGUUUAUGAGUGUAUGGCACUGUUGAAGCUCUACGCUCUCAUCUACAUACCAGUGCCUGAGCUGUUUUAUUAAUAAUACAGACUCCUCUACGCCCUGCAGUUUGGCUGCUCUUGGAAAAGAGAGGAUGGGUGAUAAGCCCAUGAAUACAAUUCCUGCCUCAUCCUGGCAAAAUCCCAAUUAUCCUCAUCCUAUCCUCUCAUGGAUCCCACUGCCUCCCCCAGCCCUCUGUGGAACCUGUCGCUCGCCAGCCAGAGGCAGCCCAACACCACCCAGACCAAUGGCUCAGGAAUGAUUCUACCCGGUGAUGGUGCUGAGCUCCAGAUGCUGGCUCUGUGCUCGAUGGUCCUGAUGGACGUUCUGGCAGUGGUGGGCAACUUGGCCAUUAUGGCGGUCAUUGCCAGGACGCAGCGCCUUCACAAAUUUGUAUUCGUCUUCCACCUGUGCCUGGUGGAUCUUCUGGCUGCUCUGGUCUUAAUGCCUUUGGGGAUGCUAACCAAGAAAGCCUUCUUUAAUGAAGCCGUCUGCCAGGCGUACCUCAGUCUGAGCGUGGGGCUCAUCAGUGCCGCCAUCCUCACCAUCUCGGCCAUCAACGUGGAGCGAUACUACUACGUGGUGCAUCCCAUGCGCUACGAGGUUAAAAUGACCGUGGGACUGGUGGUCUCGGUUCUCAUAGGCAUAUGGAUCAAGGCUAUGCUCAUGUCUGCUCUUCCCUUGCUUGGAUGGACGUUGCAGAAGGACGAACCACGAUGCUGCUCUUUGCAUCUGAUGAAUCGAGGGUCUCACCGCUUAGUGUUUAUGAUCCUCUUCACGCUCAUCUACUUCCUGUGUCCAGUCCUCAUUAUCUUAGUGGUGUACUGUAACAUGUUCAAGGUGGCCAGGGUGGCAGCACUGCAGCAAGGUCCUGUACCUACCUGGGUAGAAACUCCACGGCCGCGCUCGGAGUCUCUGAGCAGCCGCUCCAGCACUGCAGCUAGUCUCGGAGGGACAAGGAACACACCCCAACGGAUUUUCGGUGGGGGCAAGGCCGCCGUUGUGUUGGUGGCCGUAGGGGGUCAGUUCUUAGUCUGUUGGCUCCCAUACUUCUCUUUCCACCUGUACUCCGCCAUCAUAUCCUCGUCACCCAGCGCCCUGGCUCAAGUAGAAGAUCUGGUCACUUGGAUUGGCUAUUUAUGCUUCACUUCCAACCCCAUUUUUUACGGUUGCUUGAACCGACAGAUCAGGGAGGAACUGGCGAGGAACAUGGCCUGCAUCUUCAAGUGGUGGCGGCCACACGAGGAGGAGCAGCUUCCCAGUAGGGAGGCUUCAAUUGAAGAGAAUUUCCUGCAGUUCCUGCAAGGAACAGGCUGCAACCUCGGGCCCAGAAACUCCCACAGCACGUCUGUCCCCCAUCACGAGGAUGACGAGACCCUCUCGGCCCAUCGCGGGCCUUCAGCUGACUUCCACAUUCCCGGGCAGGUCAUAGAAGAGACGUCAGAGUUCAUUGAGCAGCAGCAGCUAAACGACCUCAAAAUAUCGGACAACUGUAUCAUCAAAGCGAAACCUGAGCUGCAGGGUUAAUAUUGUGAAUGAAAGAUGUGUAAUAUAUAUAUAUAUAUAUUUUAUUUAUCUUUUUACAUGUUGCCAUGUUUGUUGUAAGUUCCUUUUGAUACUCAUACUUUGGCCAAACGAUUUGUAUGGAGAUAUUUGGUUUAGACGAUUUUACAUACAACUGUAUGGACGUAUGAAAAAAAAAUAUAUAUAUAUUUUCUACAGAAGAACUACUGAAGAGCUCUGCUCAGCUCUGCUCAGCUGAAAAACAGAUAAACAGAUAAACAGCAGUCGCUCCGAGUUGAACUGAUGAUCAAACUGAUCAACAAAAGAUCUCAUUGUUGUUCCUAUAGUUACUAAUGCUUUAUUUAUUGACCCACCAAUGAUGAGGGUUUGAGAGUAUGAGUUUGAUUGUGAGAGUGUGAGAGGUUGUUUGUUACAGGAUUCAGUCUUCAUUCACUGUUAGCUUCAUUAAAAUGUGGCAUUAUGAAUGUAGGCCUACCAGUGUGGCUUUCACAAGCUGUUGCAUUUUAUCUCAAGAUAUAUUGAUUCGUAUAGAAGCAUUAGAUACACUCAUCAUCAAUUAAUUAAUUAGCUGCACCCAGAAGGAAAGUGUCGGAGUGCAAUGCUAUUUGAAAGGAAGAUAAAGGUUUCCAGGAACAAUAAAUGAUAAAAAAAAAACUCUUGGCUAUAUUAAUACAAAUAAACACAUAUACUGCCUGGCCUAAAAAAAUAAAUCUCCACCUGGAUUUAACUAUAAGUAAAUGAUCUGGGGUUGAUGCUGCAGUUGGUCUGCAGGUUUAGGUUCAGUAACAGUAUGUGCUGAAAGAAUGAGGUCAGCUGACCUCAAUACCUGAAAAUACUGAAUAUAGACCAGGUUAUUCCAUCAAUGGAUUUUUUCUUCCCUGAUGACACGGCCAUAUUCCAAGAUGACAAUGCCAGGAUUCAUGGAGCUCAGAUUGUGAAAGAGUUCAGAGUUCAGGGAGCAUGAGAUCAUCAUUUUCACACAUGGAUACGUAGAUAGUUCACCACAGAGUCCAGAUCUUAACCUCGUUGAGAAUCUUUGGGAUGUGCUGGAUGGAGAAGAGCUGCUUUGUGCAGUGGUCAGACUCUACCAUCAUCAAUGCUGCUGCAAAGCUCUUGGUGAAAAAUUAAUCCAGCAACACUGGAUUGAAAUAAAUAUUUUGACAUUGCAGAAGCUUAUUGAAACAAUGCCACAGUGAAUGAGUGCAGCAAUCGAAGCUAAAGGCGCUCCAAUUAAAUAGUAGAGUGUGCAACCUUUUUUUUUUUUU